Molecule: messenger RNA, 820 nt
Organism: Rubroshorea leprosula
Lineage: Eukaryota; Viridiplantae; Streptophyta; Magnoliopsida; Malvales; Dipterocarpaceae
Source: the annotation of a GenBank genome assembly
AAUCGUCACCGCGCAGCGCAGCGCAGCUCAGCUCAGCUCAUGGGGGCUUACAAGUACGUGUCGGAGCUAUGGAGGAAGAAGCAGUCCGAUGUGAUGAGGUUCUUGCAGAGGGUGAGGUGCUGGGAAUACCGACAGCACCCAUCUAUUGUUCGUGUCACGAGGCCUACUCGUCCUGAUAAGGCUCGCCGCCUGGGUUACAAGGCCAAGCAGGGCUAUGUGAUUUAUCGUGUCCGUGUUAGGCGUGGUGGCAGAAAGAGGCCAGUUCCCAAGGGUAUUGUUUAUGGUAAGCCGACGAACCAGGGUGUCACCCAACUGAAGUUCCAGCGAAGCAAGAGGUCUGUUGCUGAAGAGCGUGCUGGGAGAAAAUUGGGAGGUCUCAGGGUUCUCAAUUCAUACUGGAUCAAUGAGGAUUCCACUUACAAGUACUAUGAGAUAAUCCUGGUUGAUGUGGCACAUAAUGCUAUUCGCAAUGACCCAAGGAUUAAUUGGAUCUGCAAUCCUGUCCACAAGCAUAGGGAGCUUCGUGGCCUUACUUCUGCAGGAAAGAAAAACAGGGGUCUGCAUGGAAAGGGUCACCCGCACCACAAGAAUCGGCCUUCUCGCAGGGCGACCUGGAAGAGAAACAACACUCUCUCCCUUCGUCGCUACCGUUGAAUUUAGUGGAGUUGAAGUUCUUGGUCUUGGCAUUUUUCAGAUUUUGUUUGGAGAACAUAGCUGUCACUUUGAAUUAUUAAAGAUCAAAGUUUUUGGAUGCUUUCUUUAUCUAGUUUCAAAACUAUUGUUCUGUACCUUCAUCAUUUAAUAUAUUUUGCUUAUGAGA